UCAGUUGCUUGUUGUUGUCAGAGUUGCGCGCGCGUCGAUUAUGCGCACUCACUGUGAAUUGAUGUACUCGCCGUACAAAAGUUCUAGUGGUUCCUGAGCGACGAUUAACUUCUUUCACUAUGACACAAGAGAGUCUUAACGGCCGUGCAGACGAUGAGUUUCAAUCGUCAUCCGGAAACGUAUCCGAAGAUGAAGAAAUUGUGCUCAGGAAAGACGAUGACAUUACGCUAAGGAAAAACAAAGUGCGAGAAAUGAUCGUGCGCUUCGAGAAAACAUCUCUAAUAAACAAUUUUCGCGCGUCUAGUGAAUCUAUAGAAAAAACAAAAGAUGUGAACUUUGGAAGUGUUGUCAAUCCGUUACAAGCGUAUUUUCAACAUUUAAGUCCAGUGACAAGAUCUCAAGAUAGGAACUCGAACGUAUCAGUGAAUUCCCUUUUAUCAAAUAUUUCAGAAAAUGGUUAUGAUUCAAGUUCAUCCGGUUUUGUGUCUGAAAAUAGGAAAUCUACUAGAAGUAGUUUGCAGCCUCACCGGCCUGCGCCACCACCUCCGGAAACAUUCAAUGACACCUCAUCGGUAGAAAGUAAAUCACCUGCACCAGCUGAGGUUGAUUAUAUUGAAAGACGAUUUUCCUUUACAACACCAAACUCGUCGCCUGUUAUAAGACGGCGCACGCGACCGCCACCGGUUUUACGUAGAAAAUCAACAGCUGGCAGUCAAGGCCAUGUCGGUGAAACUCAUUGGUCUUACGGUGUAAGCCAAAGUGAUUUAGAAAGACUAUUGCGACUGAAACGGUCUGUGCCGUCUGAUAACGAAGAAGAUGUAAAGAAUGAGAAUGUUGAACCAGACGGAGAUAGAAGAGGUAGUAGCAGCAGUAGUAACAGUAGUGAUAGUGACAAAUCAGAUGGGGGUGCGGAGUACAUCCUCAAUAAGGACGAGGAUAGAGCCGACACACUAUCUAACGAUCACUCCACUGAUACAUUGAUAAACGAGGACGAUGGCGAUGCCCAGGAUAAUUUAUCAGUUACUUCAAGUGAAACAAGUGAUGAUAAUAGUAAUAUUUUGGACAAUGUUAGCAUUAAAUCAAUAUCAUCAUUUGACAUGGUACCCUACCAAAAAUACGAUAGUAUAACCAUAUCAUCGGAUGAAUUUGGAUCAGAAGUGUGUCAUGAGCCUUCAACAGAGUUCUUGACUGUGAGUGCAGUGAAUGAAUGGUGCGUUUCUCGAGCUGCAGAACCGGUACUAAUACCUGUGGAAUCUAAAAAGGAGAAGUACCGAAGGAGACUGACGGAACGUGUAAACGAGCUGGUCCACACUGAGAACGUGUAUGUGGAUCGUCUGCGGCAUGUAAUAGUGAACUACAUGCCGGAGAAUGGACGGGGUGAACUGGACGUCAGCAUGCCCCCAUCCUUGGUCAACCUGAAACCUCUUAUCUUCGCCAACAUCGAAGACAUCUACAGGUUUCACUCGGAAGAGUUCCUACCCGCGCUCAGAGACUGCGAAAAUGACCUUAGAAAGUUGGGCCAGUGUUUUCGACAGUUUGAGCAAAGGUUCAAUAUGUAUGUUAUGUACUCUAGGAAUAACAAAACUGCCACAAGACUAGUAUAUGAAUAUAAAGACUUCUUUCAGAGGCGGCAAUUAGAUAUAAGCGAUAGACUAGACCUUUCAAGUUAUUUAUUAGAACCAAUUCAAAGGAUUCCGAGGUACAAACUCUUCUUAGUGGACUUAGUGAAGACUUACACUAAUUUUGAAAAUGAAAGGUGUGAGUCAGACUCUAGGAUAUCCAAGUUGAGUGUGGACAGCGACGAGACUGGGGGCAGUAAUGGUGAAUCCUCAGAUAAUGACGAGACUCCCUUUGAAAGUCUUAAGAGGGCGAAAGCAAUGAUUGAGCGCAUUUUAACUGCUAUAGAUGAGAUCAUGGCUUUGGAGAAUAUUAAAGACUGCCCGCCUGAAUUGAACUUGCUUCAACAAGGAAGAUUGUUGCGCCAGAAUGAAUUCUACGCUAUGGACAUGGCUCGGCGGAGACGGCAGCUUAUGAGGGUCUUCCUCUUCGAUAAGCUGGUACUCAUCACAGUCGUUUUUCGAAAGCAGCCAAGAGUGGAAUGUUUCAUCUAUAAAGACCACAUACCAGUGGACGAUCUCGGCAUCACGGCGAAGGAGGAAGACCAUCACAAGUUCACCAUCUGGUACAAGAAACGGAACCUUAAAUCUUACAAGCUGGAGACGGCUGAGACAGCAGUCCGGGAGACCUGGGUGGAGGAGAUCACCACUCUUCUGUGGGAACAGGCUAUGCAAAAGAAAGAACUUUUGCUGCAACAACGCAACAAAAGGAUCUCCACAAUAUCGAUGAAAAGCCAGCAGUCGGCUGACAGCGACGGCAGGGACGACGAUAAAUGUUCGUUAGAUGGUUUCGUAGUCGUGAGGUUGCACCAAUAGCUUUGUAGAUAAUUCACUUCGCGGCGUGCCGGGCGAAGUUCGUCGAUUCGGUGAAAAGAAAAUCCGAAGGACGACGUGGUAUUACGAAUGAGCUCAUUUCGACAUUUAUGUGUCUAUCGCAUUACAUAUACCUGUGAUUUUGGCAAAAAGUUUUGUCCUAUAUGGCAAACUCAUAUUAUUUCACGAUAGAUGUAAAAUGUAAAUAAUUUUAUACAGGUUUAUAACAAUACUUGAUAUUGCCCGAAUUUCCGUAAACGUAUCUUUGUAGUUAAUUCUAUGAGAACAAUAGUCUCAUCUAAAUAAAAUUCUAAUUCACUUCUUUCUACAAGUAAAUAUUUCAAGUAGAUGAAAAGUAAAAAUGAGAAAUUGUAACAAACAUGAAUAUAAACUCAUUUCGCAUUUACGAUAACUCUCAAAAUAGUAUAAUACUUUUCAAAGCAUAGAGUUCUUCUCUGAAAAAUAUAAGUAUUAACUUAGGUAAAGUAUUUUUCAAAGACUUAAUAAUGUAUAGUAAUGUCGUUAUCAUUGUAAAGUUCAAAUAUGACUUGUUCUGAUAAUAAUUGUUUUCUAAGUAACAAUUUUAAUUAAAUACGAACAUCUGUAUGUUAUUCUUGUGUUUGGGCAAGAUUAAUGAAAUCAGAAUACACGAUGAAGCUUAGUAAAAGGUUUCAACUGUAAAUUGUGUAAUAACUUACAUCGUAAUAUAGUGUAAUUACAGUCAUUAUUUUAUGAAAAGUAUAUGUAUUGUUAAAGCAUUAUUUAAUGUUCUAGUUUUUUUUUGUAAAUAAGUGUUAGUAUCAACAUAGUUGCUAUAGUUAAAUAUCAACAUAUUUUGUAAAUGUUAUAUUUUAUCGAAAUCAAUAAACUGCAUUCUUAGAACAA
This is a messenger RNA of Amyelois transitella, 3314 nucleotides long. RefSeq names its product FYVE, RhoGEF and PH domain-containing protein 3. The transcript is spliced from 9 exons. Gene Ontology annotation, molecular function: guanyl-nucleotide exchange factor activity. The record is from RefSeq and is a predicted model, not a curated record. Gene Ontology annotation, biological process: axon guidance. NCBI's taxonomy places the organism in Eukaryota, Metazoa, Arthropoda, Insecta, Lepidoptera, Pyralidae. The coding region runs from base 120 to 2432 and encodes 770 amino acids. Gene Ontology annotation, cellular component: cytoplasm.